GGAGUAGGAGGAGGAGGAUCAGGAGGAGGAAAGUUUCCCCCUCUUUCUCGCUGCGCUGCUCGCGAGCCCAUCUCUACCUCUCUCGCUUCUGCUCCCAGCUGCUCCACGAUGGAGAGACUGGGAAUGCUGGCCGCGUGUCUGCUGUGCUGGAGCUGUGGCGUGUGCCUGGUCUCCGCCAUCCGGCGGACAGACAUGUACCCGUACGGCCCCCACAGCGGCGACCUGGUGCUGGCGGAGGGGGACGAUGAAACCUCCAGAGUGCUGCCCCUGUCCCGGCCGCUGAACUUCUACAACGCCCGCUUCUCCCAGCUCUACGUUGCCACCAACGGCAUCAUCUCCGCCCAAGACCUGCCGAUGGAGAAGCAGUACGUAGACGACGGCUUCCCCACCGAUUUCCCCGCGGUGGCCCCGUUCCUGGCCGACAUUGACACCACUGGGGGGCGGGGACAAAUCUACUACCGGGUGACGGAAACGCCCGCCGUCCUGAACCGAGUGGCCCAGGAAGUGCAUCAAGGUUUCCCGGAUGCCAAAUUCACACCCACGCACGCCGUGGUCGCCACCUGGGAGAACGUCGCGGCGUACGAGGAGCAAACCCGAACCACUGGACCAUCAAGCAAGGUCAACACGUUCCAGGCAGUAAUUGGUUACGAUGAGACUGAUUCCUACGUUAUCUUCCUCUACCCUGAAGGUGGCCUUAACUUCUUUGGGACACGUCCUAAGGAGUCUUACAAUGUUGAGAUAGAGCUUCCUGCUAGAGUUGGCUUUAGCAGAGGAGAAGUCCCAUAUCUGAUAUUCUCCCGAACCGAGGGACCUCACUACAGCGUUACCAGCAAUGAGCAGACUGUUAAAAACCUCUACCAGGUUGGCAACACAGGGAUUCCAGGUGUUUGGCUUUUCCACACCGGAAACAGUUACUCCUUCGACAACAUUGUUCCUGCUUCCUUUAGUGGCCUCCUGGAUACCCCACCAGCUGGAGGCCACUCUCUGGACACCACCACAGCCGAUUAUGAGAUUAAUGAGGACUACUCAGACACCUUAGACCAUGAUAACCCGGAGGAAGAAGACGAUUACCCUUUGACCGGCGGGGACCCUGAAUUCCAGACGGCCCCUCCUGGAGACCACUCAGAGUCAGCGAGUCCUGAUGCUCGCUCAUCCCCUUCGGAGGAUCCCAGCCGUCAGGCGGCGUACGGCAUCAAAAAUGUGCCAUUGACCUCUGAAUCCAAGUACAACUCAGAGCCAUUAGGGAGGCAGUAUGCUCCACCUAAUUCUCCAGAAAGGGCAGAAGCGGGAGGUGCUCAACAGACUCUGGAACAGCAACCACAGGUUCCUCUGGAGGUAGUAGAUGUUCCCCCCCCUCAAAGGAACGAACGGCGUUUCUCCCCCGGGGGUCACGUGGUCAGCGUGGACGAGGACGAUGUGGAUUUUGACACAGGAGUGAUUCAGUACACUACGGAGAAGAAGGAAACGUGUGCCAGUUCCAGAUUCCAACAGCAGUGCUCACAAAAUGCAUUUUGCUCCGACUACGCCACAGGGUUCUGUUGCCACUGCCGGACUGGCUUCUAUGGCAACGGGCGCCACUGUCUACCCGAGGGUGCUCCACAGCGAGUGAGCGGUAAGGUGAGCGGAACAGUGACCGUGGGGUCGACUCCGGUGGAGUUGAACAACAUCGAUCUCCACGCCUACAUCGUGGUGGGCGACGGCAGAGCUUACACUGCCAUCAGCGAGGUACCCGAGCCAGUGGGCUGGGCUUUGAUGCCACUCGCGCCAAUAGGAGAGCUGUUUGGAUGGCUCUUUGCUCUUGAGCUGCCCAAUAGCCAAGCAGGAUUCAAAAUCACAGGUGCUGUGUUCACUCGUCACGCGGAGGCAAUCUUCUACCCCGGCAACCAGCGCCUGUCAAUCGUCCAGACGGGCCGCGGCCUUGACGACCACAACCACCUCAACGUGGAUACUAUAGUCAGUGGUAGCUUGCCAUUCCUGCCCCCUGGGUCUGAAGUUACCAUGGAUCCUUUCAAGGAGAUCUACCAGUACUACCCAUCCGUUGCCACCUCUUACUCUGUGAGGGAGUUCUCGGUGAUGUCGGCUGAGCGGGGCUCCGAGUCCUUCUCUUUCCAGCUGAAGCAGAACAUCACCUAUGGCGACUGUCGGCACGACAACGGCGCCGGCGUCCCAGAGACGCUGCAGAUCACCAUGGAGAGAGUGUUUGUGAUGUACGUCAAAGAAGAGCGGAUCCUGAGAUACGCCAUCACCAACAAGAUCAGCCCAGUCGGAGUGGAGCCGACAGAGCCGGAGUUGGUCAACCCCUGCUACGCUGGGAACCACGACUGCGACACCACGGCCCAGUGCCUCCCGCAGCAGGGCCAGGACUUUCUGUGCCAGUGCGCCACAGGCUACAGAGGGGAUGGACGCAAUUGUUACGACGUAGACGAGUGUGCUGAGGGCUCAAGCUCAUGCGGCGCUCAUGCUCAGUGCGUAAAUCUGCCCGGCAGCCACAGCUGCCAGUGCCAGGGGGGCUUUGAGUUUGGCUUCGACCGGCGUACCUGCGUUGACAUAGAUGAGUGCAGCUCCUCACCUUGUCACAUCAGUGCCAGAUGUAUCAAUGCGCUGGGUUCCUUCCAGUGUCAGUGCCAGCCUGGCUUCUACGGUGAUGGUUUCCACUGUUCCCAGCACGAAGUUCAUCCAAAAAGUCAGUGUGAACAGCACAGAGACAGCCUGCAGGGUGGAAGGGAACAAGACAGUCGACCAAGUCUCGGAGCCUUUGUCCCUCAGUGCGACUCUGACGGACGAUACCGACCGCUGCAGUGCCAUGGCUCCACCGGACAUUGCUGGUGUGUGGACGUGAGGGGGCAGGAGAGAGCGGAAACUAGAACUCCACCCGGUACACCACCCAAAGACUGCAACAGACCAGAUGAGCCAGAGCAUCCAAAAACUCACUGUGAGCACCACAGAGACCGUGUGCAGACCACCAGUCCAGAGGGGUACCCUAUUGUUGGAGCCUACGUGCCUCAGUGUGAUGACAACGGACAGUACACACCCUCACAGUGUCACAGCUCCACUGGGCAUUGUUGGUGUGUGGACGCUAACGGACAGGAGAGAGCUGGAACCAGAACACCAGCUGGUACGACACGGACAGACUGCAGCAAACCAGAUGAGCCAGAGCAUCCAAAAACUCACUGUGAGCACCACAGAGACCGUGUGCAGACCACCAGUCCAGAGGGGUACCCUAUUGUUGGAGCCUACGUGCCUCAGUGUGAUGACAACGGCCAGUACACACCCUCACAGUGUCACAGCUCCACUGGCCAUUGUUGGUGUGUGGACGGUAACGGACAGGAGAGAGCGGGAACCAGAACACCAGCUGGUACGACGCCGACAGACUGCAGCAAACCAGAUGAGCCGCAGCGACCUAAAACUCACUGUGAGCACCACAGAGACCGUGUGCAGACCACCAGUCCAGAGGGGUACCCGAUAGUAGGAGCCUAUGUGCCUCAGUGUGAUGACAACGGACAGUACACACCUUCGCAGUGUCACAGCUCCACUGGGCAUUGUUGGUGUGUUGACGGUAACGGACAGGAGAGAGCGGGAACCAGAACACCAGCUGGUACGACGCCGACAGACUGCAGCAAACCAGAAGAGCCAGAGCAUCCAAAAACUCACUGUGAGCACCACAGAGACCGUGUGCAGACCACCAGUCCAGAGGGGUACCCUAUUGUUGGAGCCUACGUGCCUCAGUGUGAUGACAACGGACAGUACACACCCUCACAGUGUCACAGCUCCACUGGGCAUUGUUGGUGUGUGGAUGGUAACGGACAGGAGAGAGCGGGAACCAGAACACCAGCUGGUACGACGCGGACAGACUGCAGCAAACCAGAUGAAUCCGAGCGUCCUAAAACCUCCUGUGAGCACCACAGAGACAGAGUGCAGACCACUGACAGGGAGGGUUACCCUAUAGCUGGAGCCUACGUGCCUCAAUGUGAUGCCAUCGGACAGUACAGAUCGUUACAAUGUCACGGCUCUACUGGACAUUGCUGGUGUGUGGACGUCAGGGGGCAAGAGAAAGCGGGAACCAGGACUCCACCCGGUACACCACCCAAAGACUGCGACAGACCAGAUGUGAUGCUGUCCUCCUUAGAUGAGCCGGAGCGUCCAAAAACUCACUGUGAGCACCACAGAGACCAAGCACAGACCACCAGUCCAGAAGGGUACCCUAUUGUUGGAGCCUAUGUGGCUCAGUGUGAUGCACACACAGGACAGUACACACCACUGCAGUGUCACGGCUCCACUGGACAUUGCUGGUGUGUGGACGGCAGGGGACAGGAGCGGGCGGGAACCAGGACUCCACCUGGAGCACCACCAACAGACUGUGACAAACCAGACGAGCCGGAGCGUCCUAAAACUCACUGUGAGCACCACAGAGACCGUGUGGAGACCACCAGUCCAGAGGGGUACCCUAUUGUUGGAGCCUACGUGCCUCAGUGUGAUGACAACGGACAGUACACAUCGUUGCAGUGCCACGGCUCCACCGGACACUGCUGGUGUGUGGACAGCACGGGUCAGGAGAGGGCGGGAACGAGGACUCCACCCGGUUCGCCACCCAAAGACUGCGACAAACCAGAUGAGCCAGAGCGUCCUAAAACUCACUGUGAGCACCACAGAGACAGUGUGGAGACCACCAGUCCAGAGGGGUACCCUAUUGUUGGAGCCUACGUGCCUCAGUGUGAUGACAACGGACAGUACACACCUCGACAGUGCCACAGCUCCACUGGACAUUGUUGGUGCGUGGACGGUAGGGGACAGGAGAGAGCGGGAACCAGGACUCCACCUCGUAGACCAUCUGUGGACUGCGACAGACCAGUGCCCGUGGCUCCGACCGAGCAUCCUGAGAGUGUGUGUGAGCGAUGGAGGGCCAGUUUGAUUGAGCACUACGGCGGCAAACCGCAGCCAGAACAAUACGUGCCUCAGUGCGAGCAGGAUGGACAGUUCAGUCCGGUCCAGUGCUACGGAGAGACCACCUAUUGCUGGUGCGUGGACCAGGACGGACGGGAGGUCCCCGGGACCCGGUCCUAUGACGUCGUCAAGCCUGCGUGCCUCCCCUCAGUGGCCCCGCCCACUGUGCGCCCGUUGCCUCGCCCGGACGUGACCCCGCCGCCGAACACUGACAUCACACUGUUGUACGCUCAGGGACAGAAGAUCGGAGCGUUGCCCCUCAACGGGACCAGACUCGAUGCAUCCCGCUCUAAAACACUACUGACCCUACACGGCUCCAUCGUUGUUGGUAUAGCCCACGACUGCAAGGAGAACCAUGUCUAUUGGACCGACUUGUCCGCCAGAACCAUCAACAGGGCUUCAAUGGCGGCUGGUGCCGAGCCAGAAAUACUCAUCAACACAAAUCUGGUUAGUCCAGAGGGUCUGGCGGUAGAUGCCAAACGCAGGUUGAUGUUCUGGGUCGACUCUAAUCCGGACAUGAUCGAAAGUGCCAACCUGGACGGAAGCGGGAGGAGGACGCUAUUCACCACCGACCUGGUCAAUCCCAGAGCCAUCAUAGUGGUCUCUUCCACUGGCACUCUGUACUGGACGGACUGGAACCGAGAGGCUCCAAAGAUUGAGAGCGCGUCGGUGGACGGACAGAACCGCAGAGUGGUGGUGUCCGAUGGCGUCGGCCUGCCCAACGCCCUCACGUACGACUCUUCUUCUGGACAGGUGUGCUGGGCCGACGCAGGCACGAAGCGUUUAGAGUGCGUGUCCCCAGAUGGCUCGGGCCGAAGAGUGGUCCACCCCAGCCUUAACUACCCGUUCAGCAUGGUCUACUACAGGAACCACUUCUAUUACACUGACUGGAGGAGGGACGGAGUGAUCGCCGUGAGCAAAGAAAGCAGCCAGAUCACCGACGAGUACCUUCCCGACCAGCGCUCUCACCUGUACGGCAUUGCCAUAGCAACCACCCACUGUCUAUCAGGGAGCCACUGACGACAGGGCGGCCGCUGCAGAUUCCUUUGGUGCUAAAGUUCUGGGGCAACCACCAUAAAAAAUAUUAGAAGUGCCUUCUCCAGUGUCCCUCAGAAAUAAAAGAAAAAGGACACUCAGCGGGGUGCACGAUGGCUUCCUGUUGGCAGAUCCAGCUACAGAGCAGAUUUACAACCCCCCCACACCCGACCUCAAUUAUCUUACCUUAAAGACAUAACUCCCCAAAUAAAUGUUUUGUAAAUUUGUUUUAUACCUCAUUUGUUGCUUUGUUUUUUUUCUACAGUAUUUUUGUACGCAACUGUUUUUUCUAUCAAUUUAAAGCUAAAGAACAAUUUUGCAACCUGUGAGUGUAGGUUUCCUGCCAAAGAAGAAUGAUCUGAAGAUUUGUCCAUAGGUCCGUGGAGAAACAACUCAUCUUUGUUUUGCAUUCAGAGUGGAUGCAAAGAAAUAUAAAUACACAGGUAAAAAAGUUAGUUCAAGUGUUUGGAGAAGCGUGUAAUUGGAUUUCUUAGUGGUAUCCUAUCAUUCAAUUUUUGGCAAUAGGAGUUUUUAAAUUCCAUAAAAUUGUUUUUUUUACCGCUGUUAAACUCAUAUAAUCUGAUUCAGUCAGAUUGUGCCAGAUCUCUGUAUUUCAAACAAACAUGCCAAAUAUUUUUUGCUACUACUUUUCAAAUCUUUAUCUUUUUAUAAGAUGUGAUAUUUAUAACAAUAAAAUGUGAUUUGGUACUCGA
Molecule: messenger RNA, 6689 nt
Organism: Pungitius pungitius (ninespine stickleback)
Lineage: Eukaryota; Metazoa; Chordata; Actinopteri; Perciformes; Gasterosteidae
Gene: nid2a
Product: nidogen 2a (osteonidogen)
Exons: 44
Coding region: 109-5961 (1950 amino acids)
Biological process (GO): cell-matrix adhesion
Cellular component (GO): basement membrane
Molecular function (GO): calcium ion binding
Source: RefSeq, a predicted model, not a curated record